GAGGAGAGAGAAAAAGGCGCUGCUCCUGCGGAGGGAUACAGCGCCGCAUAUAAAAAUGCGGCCGCGCAGCCUCACACCUACAGCAUUUUUGGCGACGCGAAAAGAAAGCGAGAGCUGCUAGGAGCCGCCCGCCUUCUCCACCUUCGCCCGUGCACAGACACCGCCACCAGCCGCAAUGGCCGAUCAGCUGACAGAAGAACAGAUUGCUGAGUUCAAGGAAGCCUUCUCUUUAUUUGACAAAGAUGGUGAUGGCACCAUCACAACAAAAGAACUUGGGACUGUCAUGAGGUCGCUGGGUCAAAAUCCUACAGAAGCAGAACUACAAGACAUGAUUAAUGAAGUAGACGCUGAUGGCAAUGGCACUAUUGACUUCCCAGAGUUCUUGACCAUGAUGGCCAGAAAAAUGAAGGACACAGACAGUGAGGAAGAAAUUCGUGAAGCAUUCAGAGUCUUUGACAAGGAUGGUAAUGGUUACAUCAGUGCGGCAGAACUACGUCAUGUUAUGACAAACUUAGGAGAAAAGCUAACAGAUGAAGAAGUAGACGAAAUGAUCAGAGAAGCAGAUAUUGAUGGAGAUGGACAAGUCAACUAUGAAGAGUUCGUACAGAUGAUGACUGCAAAAUGAAGAGACCUCCUUUCACCUUUUUUUCCUCUAGAAGAAUCAAAUUGAAUCUUUUACUUACCUCUUGCAAAAAAAUGUUCAUUUAUUCAUUCUGUUUCUGUAUAGCAAAACUGAAUGUCGAAAUACCUUCUGUCCACAAACUGCAUGUAAUGGUUGGUGGUCCUGUUCCCAAAAGAUGAAGUUAAACAUCAGUUUUUCCCAAUAUAAAUAAUUGUAUUACCUUUUAAAAACAAGAAAGCACUUAGGGAACUCCUCAAGGUUCCAUUUGCUAAUAACUAUUACACUGUUUGGGCUGGCCAGUUUUUCAUGCAUGCAGCUUGACAAUUGAGCACAGUCAGACGUUUGUAUUAAAACAGUUUUAAAAAAGAGAGAAAAAAAUUCUUAAAAGUAAUUAUCCACUCUUCUGUCCAAAAGUGGAUUCUGGCUCAAUUUGUAGUUAUAAAUUGUCAUAGCUGGUAUACUUUCAAAUUGGUUUAUACCUCAGGAUGGUAUGCAGCAAAAAUAGCUGGGGUGCAAAAAGUUUAGAGGGAACCCCCCAAAGAUGGAAAAGAUUCUCCUGUAUGUAGUAGCAGUGUGUCCUUCCCACCCGCCCCCCAUGCAGCGGAGGCUAUGGAUGGCAUGUUUGUGUUAACAUUGGUUUUAAUAUUGUCUGCAUUGCACUAUUGUGAAACGGGUGUUGGGCUGUUACCGUUCACAAAACUUUUUUAAAAAAUAAAACCUCCACCAAGGGGCAGGAGUAUCUUUUGGACACACAACUCUCUCUCUCUUGCAUUUUUAAAACCUUCCGUAAUGAGACUUGGAGCUGGCGGAGUAGCCUGUGGACUUCAGCACAACUAUCAACAUCACUGUUCAAGAUAUUACAGUUAUGUCCAUUCCAAGUUGUAAAUGCUAGUCUUUUUUUCCAAUAAAAGACCAUUAACUUAAAA
This is a messenger RNA of Rhineura floridana, 1548 nucleotides long. It is a transcript of the gene CALM1, whose product is annotated as calmodulin 1. The transcript has 6 exons. The record is from RefSeq and is a predicted model, not a curated record. Lineage: Eukaryota; Metazoa; Chordata; Lepidosauria; Squamata; Rhineuridae. Gene Ontology annotation, molecular function: calcium ion binding. Bases 176 to 625 code for a protein of 149 amino acids.